AUGUUCCUAAACAUCACGAGGUCAGUUUCAUAUGCCAAGCUUCGCUCGGAAGCCACUGCCCUGAAUCUGGCCAGUUCUUCAAAGUUUGUCCAUCAGCCCGUUCUACUGCCCAGGCAUAGUCGUGUGUGCAUCCGGUGGCUGGCCGCGAUCGGUAUUUUCGUUGUCUCCGGCUCACGUCGCUCAUACAGUCGUUCGUUCAUGCGUUCGAAGUUGGUCGACAGUGACACGAAAGAUAUGAUACAGAUCGUCGAAAACGUGACCACCACCACAGAUCGUGAACGCUCCGGAAGACACAUUGACAAUUUCAUCUGUGGAUGUUGCUGCGCAGAAUUCUACAGUAUGCCGGCUUUUCUGGUUCACAAGAAAGAGUGCACCAAGGAGUGGCCGGUAUUAGUGUCUCGCAGAAAUGGAGGUGAAACUGCAGCCGGAAGCGGAAGCGGAAGUCUGUCACAGAUCGACGAGCAGGGUCAACGCCAGCAACAGCAGCAGCAGUGUGUGGUGCAACGCGGAGGCACAUCCACGGAAUCGGAUGUGUCCGUUGUCGGUCGGGAUCACAGUGCUUGGUGUUGGGCCGCCUUUGCAGCUGAAGAAGCGCCAUACACUGCCACCUGCCAGGCGAACCAGUCGCCGAACGUUGUGCAGAUCCAGUUAGCCCUGGCUUCUCUGCAGCAACAGCAGAUGCAGCAGCUGAAGCUGAUCCAGAACAUUUACCGCCAGCUCCUGGGUGAUAGCGCGAGCGUGUUCGUGCCGCAAAGCGGCGAAGCGAAGGACGACUCCGCGAACAGAUUCACCGCCGCUAAAGAGUUCGGUACGACCAGUAGCGACACCGCUAUGGACACCUCCGGUCCUGUGGCCGUCACCUCACCAUGGGCAAUUAACGGUGUGGAGUACUAUGGUCAGCAGGCGAUUACAUCUUCGCAGCCGCGGUCAAACUGUCGGUCGGUCGGACUGGCCAGUGGCCGAGACAGAAGGAAAGUCAGUGCCUCGUUGGAGAAGUUGUACAACAUCAAGCACAAUGAGCUUAUGAAGGCACCGUUCGCCAGAUCUCAGUUCGCUGCCGGCAACUCAUCGGCCCGAAGUGAGCCGGACUUGUCGCGCACCCGGUCUUGUUCGUCGGUCGAGUCGGCGAGCAGAUACAUGGAGCCGCUGAACGCAGCUUAUUCGAACGACAGUAUGUCGGACACCAGCGCGCAAGACAGUUCCGCCGGCCACUUAGCCACCACAGUGGCCACUGAUUCGACCCCCAUAGAUCUCAGCCUGAAUUCAGAGUCAACGCAAACAGGCCAAUACUUUUGCGGUGUAUCGACUACUCAAGCUGUGCCCUACUACCGCAAAUACGAGGCAGUGUCGUUGCCCGAGUUCGUGCCCUGCUCCACGACCGCCGCCGCCGCCGUCAUGCUGCAAGAUGCCAAUGCCGCCGGCUUGUCAGCGAUGACAGAGGACGUCGACGAAGACUGGGAGUCAAUGAUGGAGAUCACGACCUCAGACGAGGCGGCAAAAAUCAAAAUGUUGGUCGGUGACAACGAUACAAAAGUCACCGAUCCAAAUCAGUGUAUCAUCUGUCACCGAAUCCUCAGCUGCAAGAGGUAA
Molecule: messenger RNA, 1590 nt
Organism: Soboliphyme baturini
Lineage: Eukaryota; Metazoa; Nematoda; Enoplea; Dioctophymatida; Soboliphymatidae
Source: the annotation of a GenBank genome assembly